AUGGGCAGCGGCGGCUCCUCGGGGCGCGGGGUCCCGGUGGCGGCCGCCGAGGGCCCCGACGGCGUCGAGCAGCGGCUGGAGGUGCGGGGCCGGCAGAUCCCGGCCGAGCUGUGGGCUCAGCAGGGGCUGCGGAAGCUCUACCUGAGCGACGCGGGGCUGCGGGAGGUCCCGGACGAGCUGGCGGAGCUGCAGCACCUUCGGACCCUCGCCCUGGACGGCAACGAGCUGAUGGAGCUGCCCGAGGCCGUGUGCGACCUGCCCCACCUGGCGUACCUGUACCUGGGCCGCAACGGGCUGCAGGGGCUGCCGCCCUCCUUCGCCCAGCUCCAGAGCCUGCGCUGCCUCUGGAUCGAGGGAAACUUCUUGGCGCACUUCCCCCGCGCCCUCCUGCAGCUGCCGGAGCUGCGCAGCCUCCAGCUGGGAGACAACCGGCUGUGCCGGCUGCCCGCGGCGCUGUCCCGCAUGGCCAGCCUGCGGGGGCUCUGGCUCUACGGGAACCGCUUCCAGGAGUUCCCGUCCGUGCUGCUGCGUAUGGAUCACAUCCGCGUCCUCGACCUGGAUCGCAACCGCAUCGCCAGCUUCCCGGAUCUCAGCGGCCUCGCCUCCCUGCGCCUCCUGUCCUACGACCACAAUCCCGUCCGGCAGCCGCCCUGCGUCGGGGAUGAAGUGCAGCUGGUGGGCGACGGGGCGCAGGAAUACAUGGAAGAGCGGCAGGAGCGGCUGCAGAGCCUGCAGCAACAGGAGGAGGAGCCGGAGGGCACCGAGGUCGCCCCGGUAUCCCCGGAGGAUGGGCCGGAGGAUGGGGAGGGGGAAUUUGCAGCCCUGACGGGAUCUCCUGAGGAAACGUGA
Molecule: messenger RNA, 849 nt
Organism: Camarhynchus parvulus
Lineage: Eukaryota; Metazoa; Chordata; Aves; Passeriformes; Thraupidae
Gene: LRRC10B
Product: leucine rich repeat containing 10B
Exons: 1
Coding region: 1-849 (282 amino acids)
Molecular function (GO): protein binding
Source: RefSeq, a predicted model, not a curated record